Messenger RNA from Lichtheimia ornata, 324 nucleotides. RefSeq lists its product as uncharacterized. Bases 1 to 324 code for a protein of 107 amino acids. The record is from RefSeq and is a predicted model, not a curated record. The transcript has 3 exons. Lineage: Eukaryota; Fungi; Mucoromycota; Mucoromycetes; Mucorales; Lichtheimiaceae.
AUGUCUUAUGAACAAGAGGCCAAAGUCUACGAAGUUGUCCUUGACCAUAACGGAGUCGCACGACGAGUCGCCAAAGGCCAUGGUACACAUUUAAUUCAUGUUUCCAAGCAUAAAGAAACCCGUAUGGAACAAAAGUCUGAUAUUGUGCUGCCUUCAUCGCUUUCAUCGCUUCCUCGCCCACCCGAUUGUGCUUAUUCAAGGGCUCCCAAAAUGACAUGGAAUACACCUUCAUCCGGUCGCCGUGUUAGCCCCAUCAUUGAUGAAAAAGAACCUCGCGAUCAUUUGGAUCGACAUCACACGCCACCAGUAGUCGCAGUACAGUAA